CCUCGGUCAGGUAACGCGACUCGUCGACGUAAUUCGGCGCUUCACGGGGCACCCGCCGUAAUUAGACGUCAUCACGCCAUGAGAAACCGUAUCGAGCAGGCCUCUCCGCACAGUGGCUGGCGCGUGGCCGCCAUGCGGGGUUGGAGCCAUGGCCCGCGGAACCCAUAAAGCGCCAUUGUGCGGCACCUACAACCUGAGUAUUCGAUAUUUCUACAGCCCGGAUCCGAAAGACUUCAGCAAAUAUGACGGAGGCGCUCAAGUCAGCCCAAAACCGCCUCUCCGCGGUCGCGUCGAGCCUGACCUGGGGAGCAGCCGGAGCUGGACACAAGUUCCCGGCUUUCGACGAACUGCCGAAGGUAGAUGGAGAGCCGCAGGGCUGCAUAUGGGGCUUCUUUGACAAAGACGGGAAGAAGGAUGAGAUUGGAACAAUCAACCUCCUCACCCCCGCCGUCGUCCAGGCUGCCUCCCGCGAGAUCCAGUCCGGCGAACACGUCCAGCUCGACUGGCCGCUCCACAAUGUCGAGUUCCCUGGCUUCAACCGCAAAGAGUUCAGCCAGACGAAGAUCGACCUGAAUGAGACGCUCAACUUUAAGGCCAUGGACGACGAGCUCUAUAUCAACACUCAGUCUGGAAGUCAGUGGGACAGCUUGAAGCAUUUCGCGCACCAGGCUACCCAGAAGUACUACAACGGCUUGACCCACGAGGAAGCCACGAGGACCGACACGAACGGAAUCCAUAACUGGUGUGAGCGCGGUGGCAUCGUGGGCAGAGGUGUGCUCGUAGACUGGCUGCGGUGGUAUGAAACGCAUAACGGAGAGGCGCCGAGCCCGGUGACGCGCCAUGAGAUCACAGUAGAGGACCUGGAGGCGACGUUGAAGUGGCAGGGGACGACUACUAGACCGGGCGACAUCAUGAUCAUCAGAAGCGGAUACGUGCGGUGGCAUGACAAUGCCUCCGCAGCUGAGCGCAGAGCCGGCACCCAAGAGAAUAGCAUCGCCAUCGGUAUGCAGGGAAGCGAAAAGUCGGUCCGCUGGCUUUACGACCACCACUUCGCGUGUGUGGCUGGCGACACCCUUGCGUUCGAGGCCUGGCCUCCGAAGUUCGAUGAGGGUUGGUGCCUGCACGAGUGGCUGCUCGUGCAGUGGGGCACGCCUAUUGGUGAGAUGUGGGAUUUGGAAAAGCUCAGCAAGAUGUGUGAGCAGAAUGGCCGAUAUACCUUCUUCCUCACGAGUGCCCCGUUGCACGUCAAGGGCGGCAUUGGAAGUCCACCCGGCGCGAUCGCAGUAUUCUAGUGCCACAAUCAUUCGAAACCAGCCGUUUAAAGCGUACGCGCGUCUACUUAUACUGAUGAUAUUCUAUGCUCCUAGUCUAUGUAUCGGGACUUCUCUUUCAAUCGAU
Messenger RNA from Trematosphaeria pertusa, 1398 nucleotides. RefSeq lists its product as uncharacterized. The record is from RefSeq and is a predicted model, not a curated record. The transcript has 3 exons. The coding region runs from base 243 to 1292 and encodes 349 amino acids. Gene Ontology annotation, molecular function: arylformamidase activity. Lineage: Eukaryota; Fungi; Ascomycota; Dothideomycetes; Pleosporales; Trematosphaeriaceae.